Pteronotus mesoamericanus is the source of this 3277-nucleotide messenger RNA. RefSeq names its product Bardet-Biedl syndrome 10 (gene BBS10). The record is from RefSeq and is a predicted model, not a curated record. The transcript has 2 exons. Gene Ontology annotation, molecular function: ATP binding. Gene Ontology annotation, biological process: chaperone-mediated protein complex assembly. Bases 69 to 2234 code for a protein of 721 amino acids. Lineage: Eukaryota; Metazoa; Chordata; Mammalia; Chiroptera; Mormoopidae.
CGCUCCGCCCCCGGCCGGCCCGGUAUUCUGUAAGCGGCCACCUCCCCCGGCCCGAUCGCGAUAGUUCUAUGGCGGCUGCUGGGUCUGUGAAGGCGGCGUUGCAGGUCGCAGAGGUGCUGGAAACCAUCGUGAGUGGCUGUGUGGGGCCCGAGGGUCGGCAAGUUCUGUGUACGAAGCCCACCGGCGAGGUGCUGCUCAGCCGGGAUGGAGGUCGCCUCCUGGAGGCGCUGCACUUAGAGCAUCCCAUAGCCAGGGUGAUGGUGGCAUGUGUUUCCAGUCAUCUAAGAAAAACAGGCGAUGGCGCUAAGACAUUUAUUAUCUUCCUUUGCCAUUUGCUCAGAGAACUUCAUGCAGUCACAGACAAAGAAAAAGAUUCUUUGACUUCCAAAAAUAUUCAAACCCAUGGAAGGCACUGGAAAAAUUGUUGUCAGUGGAAAUAUAUUUCCCAAGCUCUUGUAAUGUUUCAGACACAAAUAUUAGACUAUGUUAUGGACCAAUUAUUAAGUAGACAUUUUUUGUCCAUCUUUUCUUCAUCCACUGAAGAGAGAACACUGUGUAGGAGCUCUUUAGAGUUGCUCUUAGAAGCAUACUUUUGUGGAAGAGUGGGAAGAAAUAAUCACAGCUUUAUCUCCCAAUUGAUGUGUGACUACUUUUUCAAGUGUAUGGCUUGUGAAAGUGGGGUUGAAGAAGGAUUUGAGUUAGUGGAUGACUGUUUUGCAGAGUUGAACAUUGGUGUCACUGGCCUUCCAGUUGCAGAUUCUAGGAUCAUAGCCGGGCUUGUGCUUCACAGAGACUUUUCUGUGUACUGUCCAGCAGAUGGGGACAUAAGAAUAGUGCUAGUAACAGAAACCAUUCGGCCUGUCUUUUCAACUUCGGGAUCAGAGUUUAUUCUAAAUUCAGAGGCACAGUUUCAGUCAUCUCAAUUUUGGAUUAUGGAAAGGACAAAAGCAAUAAUGACAUACUUACAGAAUCAGAAUGUAAAAUUGCUCCUAUCUAGUGUGAAACAACCAGACUUGGUUAUUUAUUAUGCAGAAUUGAAUGGCAUAUCUGUGGUGGAAUGUUUAUCAUCGGAAGAAAUUUCUCUUAUUCAGAGGAUCACUGGUCUUUCUCCCUUUGUACUGCCAGAAGCCUCUUCUCAUCACGAAAUCUCGAACACUGCUUCGGUGAAAUUCUGUAAGCCCUUUAUACUUAGAUCCAAAAGGUAUGCUCAUCUUGGCUUGAUUAGCACAUGUUCAUUUAUACCACACUGUAUAGUUCUUUGUGGACCACUGCAGGGUCUUGUUCAACAACAUGAGGAUGCUUUACAUGGCGCAUUUAAAAUGCUUCGGCAGUUAUUUAAAAACCUGGAUCUAAAUUACAUGAUACAAAUCAGUGACCAAAAUUAUACAUCAAGUCCUCUUAUUUAUAAAAACAGAGAAAGUCAUCAGUUAUCAGAAAUUGUAAAUUGCUCAAUACAAAGGCCAUAUCAAGGCACAGGUGUAAAGAACAAAGAUGAACUGGAAAAAACUCGAACACAUUUCGAAGUAUAUUCAAAUUUCGUAGUUCCAGGUGUAGAAUUAGAAACAUGUAUUUCAUGUUCAACACCAAAAGUGACACCCUCAGAUACGUACAAGACAGAUGAAACACUGAAAUGUUUAUCUGCAAACGAAACUAGAAUAAUUGAUGAUCAUGAUUCAUUUACUGAGAGUGAUACUACUCCUGAUUCAACAACAGAAAAUACUAGAAUAGAAAUUUCUUAUGAAAAUUUAUCGAUAACAAAAAUUGCUGAAAAGAGUACUAUGUUACCAGUGAGAUGUAAGUCACUAGAGAUGGGUAUUUCCCAGAGUUACUGUUUCUCAUCUCUGCCAGCAGGUUGCGUUUUGCCAGUGGGUGGUAAUUUUGAGAUCUUGUUACAUUACUAUCUCCUCAACUAUGCCAGAAAAAGCCAGCAAUCAGAAGUGACCCUAGUUAGUAUGAUAAUAGCUAAUGCACUUUUAGGCAUUCCCAAAAUCCUUUAUAAGUCUAAGAAAGGAAAUCAUAGCUUUCCACAAGUGUAUAUUAGAGCUCUCCAUGCACUGCAAACCAAUCAACCCAUGGUGAGCAGUCAGGCAGGUUUGGAAUCAGUGUCUUGUAAAUACCAGUUACUAACUUCAGUUCUUCAGUGUUUGACAAAAAUUGUAACCAUUGAUUUGGUAAUCAGUAUUAAGAGACAGCCUCAGGAAAUUCAUGAUCAGGAUUCAGAAGAGGAACUAUGAAAUGGGAAGUUCUUUAUAAAACAGAGUUAUAAUCCAACUCAAGCCAUAAAGUAAAGCAGGUAUACAACCACUGGUUGUCAAGUCAAUUCAGUCAAGGUCGGAAACAGCAUGAUUUAGUCUUUAGAAGUACACUCAGAGGCCAGCAGACGUGCAGACACACAUAUUAGACUGUUACGGAACAAAUCUGAGGAGAAAUCUUCCUGGAUGAGAGAAGCCAAGGUCUGACCAAGUGUGUUCUUCCCCCUUAAUGGCUGUGUUUCAGCUCUGCGUUAGUCUAUGUGUGUGGAGGGGGGAGUCUCUUUAAAGCGCCUUCUUACUCUUCUGUAUCUUCUGUUCAUGCUCUUCAUCUCUAUUCCCUCUCCUUCCUGUAUUUAGUAAAUAGAAUCAUUUAAUCUCAGAUUCGGAUGAGGUCUUCAAAUGCCAACCUAUUUUAGUUGUUUAUAAUAUGAAGUAUAUUAUUUGCUUCAUUUAAAGUUACUUUUCCUACCUGUAAUUUCUAAAGCAGUGAGUACAAAAAUCUCUUAUUUCCUUUCUCAACAAAUUAAAUUGGUUUUUGCUUUUAUAUGGUCCUUGCUUAUUUCCAUUUCAUGUGGAAAGCCUGAAGAGACUCUCCCCAUCCAUAUGCCAUUGAAUAUAUGCUACCAAAAAUAUGACUUUGUGCUGUGUGACCUUUUCACUUCUGUAGUUAAAAUACCAGAAAGGAUAUGAAUUCAUACUGUAAUUUUCUCUUGGCCCCUAAGAGCUUGUAAAAAUAAUUAAUGUAUUUGCUGUUUUAUUUCUUGUGUUUGGUGCAUAACUAGGAUUCAGUAGUAACAAAUAGUUUGAGAAUUAUUUGUUUCUCAUGUGAAGUUUAAGUGUUUUUAGUUUGAAGGUUUAUCAAUGCAAGUGAAACUAUACAUCAACGCAUGGAUAAGACAGUGUCUUCUACUUUUUGUAGUUCUCUCUAACACCCAAGAAAGUGCUAUGCUUUAUUCCAAGUAUUCAGAAGUGCUUAUUGAAUAAAACUGUUAUCUUUAAUCUGUUCUCCUGAGUACACAUUUCCA